Molecule: messenger RNA, 8653 nt
Organism: Synchiropus splendidus (mandarinfish)
Lineage: Eukaryota; Metazoa; Chordata; Actinopteri; Syngnathiformes; Callionymidae
Gene: wnk1a
Product: WNK lysine deficient protein kinase 1a
Exons: 29
Coding region: 765-6548 (1927 amino acids)
Biological process (GO): protein phosphorylation; negative regulation of sodium ion transport; positive regulation of potassium ion import across plasma membrane
Cellular component (GO): cytoplasm; cytosol
Molecular function (GO): potassium channel inhibitor activity; chloride channel inhibitor activity; ATP binding
Source: RefSeq, a predicted model, not a curated record
ACCGCGAGGGAAACAAACAAGUUAGAACUAUAGCAACGGAGCGUGAAGACAGUCGCCAUCAGCCUUCAAGCGUCCAACCUAAACGCGAUUGAGCUGCUUGAUAUGUUGCCAUUACUGUGCGCGCUCACUGGCUGACGACGGAGCGCAGCUCGUUCAAAAUGCGUGACGCGGCGUGUGUUCGUCGUGUCACCGGUUAAGGCCCGGAUUAGCCAACCCAAGCUAACAGCUAACAAAGAGCUGCCGCUCCUCCUUGCAUUGUAUUGCUUGGCAGUUCUAAUGCUGCGCUGUCAGUUAUAGCCAUGGAUCAGUAAAUCAUAAAGAGAGGAAGACAAUUUGGAUGACUUAACUUGACGGCAAUAACUGCAGUUGGAAUAUUGGGCACCUCUAGUAGAUCGUGCUUUAUUGUCCUCACCAGCACUUCCAUAUGCUUGAUAGAAGCUGCAUCCAUUGUUUCACAGGAUGGAUGGUGUGGAUCUGAGACGACUUGUGUAUCAACAUCAGCCCUUGGUGUUUGGCUGUGGUGUUCUGUCGUUCUGCAUUUACAAAAGAACACCUCCCAUCCUACACCUCCAAUCUUUGCAUUUCAUAUAUAAGGAUCGACUUUAAGCAAUAAAAGUGAUAUCGGAAGUGAAAUUAUAUUUUAUUUUUUACUGAAAGGUAGUGAUUAAUUUAAACCCCCUUCAUGGCAAACCUGGUAAUGACCUUAUUUUAAUAUUUCGGCUACUCUAUCCCAUUAUUACCUUUUUUUUUUAGUGGGAGGUGUGAUGUCGGAAAACCCUGACGACAAAAUGAAGUUUCUAGCUCCCCCUCAGAAAAGUGGAAAUUGUUCCAGUUCUGGUUCAGACUCAAUGGUUAGUGAAUGCCGGCCAACGGAAGUGAGGCGUCGGCAUCACACUAUGGAGCGGGACCGCUGUAACCCGGAACAUCGUUUUUUGCGCCGCAGUGUCAUUAGUGAUUCUAAUGCCACUGCUCUUGCCCUGCCUUUGCCCAGUGAAAUUCCUAUCCCUGCUCCAAUACGGGUUCAAACCCAUGAAACUUUGUCCCAGUGGCAGCAUGCUAGUGCUGCUCACUUUCCACAGACUGAACCAAGUGUAACCCAAAAAGAGGAGUCUUUAAAAAGUGGGGGAGAAGAAGUUAAAGACAGUGAAAUUGCCAAUGUAGCUGUUGUUCCUGUAGAACAGCAGUCUGCCAUCACUCCGAGCACAUGUGAUGAGGAGGCUGUGGUCGCUGCCCAUCCUGUACCAAAUUUAGCAGCUGAAUUGCCAAGUCAAACCAUACCUGAAAACACUUCUGAAGUUACUGGCCGUCCUGAGGGCGAGCUGGAGGAAGAUGAUAAAGAGUCAUCCAAGGCUCGACCUGGAGCAGACCAGAGACAAGCUGAGAAGAAAGUGCAGGAAGACAUUGAAGAUUUAGAGACUAAAUCAGUGGAUCAAUCUCCAGAUGGACGUUUUCUCAAGUUUGAUAUUGAAAUUGGACGUGGCUCUUUCAAGACAGUCUACAAAGGCUUGGACAUCGAAACUACGGUGGAAGUGGCGUGGUGCGAGUUGCAGGACCGUAAGCUGUCUAAGACGGAGCGACAGCGCUUUAAGGAGGAAGCAGUGAUGUUAAAGGGGUUACAACAUCCCAACAUCGUUCGCUUUUACGACUCUUGGGAAGGACCAUCCAAAGGCAAGAAGUGCAUUGUUCUGGUGACAGAACUCAUGACGUCUGGAACACUGAAGACGUAUCUGAAGAGGUUCAAGGUCAUGAAAAUAAAAGUGCUGCGAAGUUGGUGUCGCCAAAUCCUGAAAGGGCUCCACUUCCUUCACACUCGGGCUCCUCCCAUCAUCCACCGGGACUUGAAGUGCGACAACAUUUUCAUCACUGGCCCCACAGGAUCUGUUAAAAUCGGAGACCUUGGACUGGCCACCCUAAAGCGGACGUCCUUUGCCAAGAGUGUUAUAGGUACCCCUGAGUUCAUGGCGCCUGAGAUGUAUGAGGAGAAGUACGACGAGUCAGUGGAUGUGUAUGCCUUUGGAAUGUGCAUGCUGGAGAUGGCCACCUCCGAGUACCCUUACUCAGAGUGCCAGAAUGCUGCACAGAUCUACCGCAGAGUUACCAGCGGUGUGAAGCCAGGAAGCUUCGACAAGGUGGCCAUUCCUGAAGUGAAGGAGAUCAUCGAGGGAUGUAUUCGGCAGAACAAGGACGAGAGGUACUCCAUCAAAGACCUCCUGAACCAUGCCUUCUUCCAGGAGGAAACCGGAGUGCGUGUUGAGUUGGCUGAGGAGGAUGAUGGAGAAAUGGAAGCAAUAAAGUUGUGCCUGAGAAUUGAGGAUGUGAAAAAGCUGAAGGGGAAGUACAAGGAAAAUGAAGCCAUUGAGUUUUCCUUUGACCUAAACAAAGAUGUCCCUGAGGACGUGGCUCAGGAAAUGGUUGAAUCAGGGUAUGUGUGUGAAGGAGAUAACAAGACCAUUGCUAAAGCUAUAAAAGACAGGGUGUCUCUCAUCUGCCGCAAGAGAGCACAACGGCAGCAGGUCAGAGAAGAGCAGCAGAAGAAAGGACUGGAGGAAGAACAGCAUAGUCAGAUGCAAAUACCACAACCGACUGGGCAGCAAAUGAUUGCAGAGAUCUCUCAGUCCCAACCUGCACCACAGCCUGCAUCUUAUGCUCCUCCUGACCAAUCUCACCACACUGCUCCCUUGCCUGCCCAACCUACAGCGCACCAGGUUCCCCAGGGAACUGUCUACAAUGCUCCCCAGUCAUCCCAAAUGGCCAGCAUGGCUCAAGGUGUCCCUUACGUCCCUCAGUCAAUGGGUCAAGUCCCAGUUCUGGUUCACAGUCAGAAUUUGGCCGUCAUUCAACCUGAGUCAGAGGAGCCGAAGACAGACCCACAGCACACUGCCGGAGCUCCUCCAAUGGGAGACAGACCACCUGGGUUCCCUGUGGUUCCCGAAUCGCUUCCUUCUCAGUCAAUACCCUACAAUGCUCCGCCCAGUCAGCAGCUUCAGCAGGGUAUGUCCUGUGUUUCAACCCAAGGGGACCAAAUGCAGCAGGUGCUGGUGAUGCAGGGUGUCCAGACAGAUGCUGCACCCGGUGUUCCAAGCAGCCAAACGGUUCCAGCGACAUCUCAGCAGUAUGGAGUUUACUACCAGCCAUCGCUUCCCCCUCAGAUCCCCCCUCAGCAGGUGUUGAUUCCCCCAUCCACUCAGCCGUCGAACCUCCAGAGCCAGCCGCAGCAGCAGCAACCUGAGAGCAGCACCACUCUUCAGAGCUCCUCUUCGCCGCAGGCCGGAGCCACACAGAUUCAGUCUUGGGCCAAUGAUUUAAGUCCUAUCCUGUCUCCUCCUAUCAACGCUGAGCACCUUUACUUUCUAUAUCAGGCCUCCUGCAUCUCUCUACUGCAGGCCUCUCUGCCUUCUGCCAGUGUUACUGCUCCUCAGUCAACGACAGAGGAACAGCCGAUUGCAGGAUCACCUGCUCUGGUGCCACCGUCAGAUAGCUACCUGUCAGAAUCUGCGUCGGGUCUCAGUGACGGCAACGAAGGACCUUCUGCACCAGGAGACAACCACGAGGGGCGAUCGCUGAAGCGCCAUCAGCUUCGAUCUGUUCGCAGCCGAUCCCGCAAUGACAGGACUGCAAAGGCCAAGCUGAAUGUUCUGAGCAUUUCCAAUGUGGAAGAUCGGGUGGCAGAAUGCCAACUCACGACACACAACAGGCAGAUGGUCACAUUCAGGUUCGACCUGGAUGGCGAUAAUCCGGAGGAGAUCGCACAGAUCAUGGUCAACAGCAUGUUCAUUCUGGAGAACGAGCGUGAGUCCUUCAUUGAGCAAGUCCGGGAGGUCAUAGAAAUGGCAGACGAAAAGGGCGAAGGCAUGAGGGAGGCCUUCCCACAGAUGAGCGAACUUCAGCAACACCAAUCGCUGACUGGUCCCAUGUUGCCAGGCAUUUCUCCCAACACUACGGCCCAGGUGGUGCAUUCAGCUGGCAGAAGGUUCAUCGUCAGCCCCGUACCAGAGUCCCGUCUGAGGUCGCAGUUCUUCGGUGCCUCUUCAGCUAAUACGUCUGUCGGAGAAGAAACUCCUGCAGGCUCCAUGAUGACGUUGGGACUUUCGCUGUCUGCUCCAUCUGGGACUCUGCAGCAAGCCUUCGGCCAGAUGAAACUGGCCCACCAAGAUAUGGCCAGCACCUCUGAUCCUUCCGCUGCUGACAAAGUGACAGUGUCGCAGGGACCAUCCAGCGAGUCAAAUUCUAGUAGCGCACACGCUGCUCCAGAUGCAGGAGCUCCAACCACUAGUACUGGCUUGCCGCCAGCGGCUCUCACGACCCCUGCAGCGUCCUCAUCGCCUCCCUCGACCGGGAGGGUUUCACCUCCACCGGUCUCGUCUCAAAUCCAAACUCCUUCUGUCACCAAUGAGCCUGGUCCACAACAAUCCCAUCCUCCCCACGAAUCUGCCGCUUCAUAUGUGGCCCCGGCUGCCAGCGUCCCUUCAUCCUCCCUAUCCACCCCAACUGUGCAGACGUCUGCCCCCUCAACUGUUGGACAGAGCAGCAGCACAGUGUCUGUCUCUGGUGUCACCUCCAGUGUUACCGGUUCAGUUCCAGCUUCGGAGCAGCAGCCGUUCCCUUCUGCCGCACCGUCCACUCACCAACACCCGUCGUCACAGGGUCAGUCAGCUCCCAUCUCUGCACAGCCCACCACCUCCGCCUCCAUCAGCAGCCAGAGUCAAACACAGCCAGUGGAACUAGAGGGAGCAGAGGUUCAGACCAAAGCUGCAGGGGGAGACAUUGAGGCGCUGGAUAAGAAGCUUCGUUCCUUAUUUAAAGACCAGAGUGCUGCAUCUGCCACACUGGACCCGGCCCCCAGCAGUAGCUCCUCUCCACCCACAGGAACUUCCUCCCCUCCACCCGGCACAAUGGUGCCGCCAACGAAUUUACCCCUCAUGUCAGGCGGACAGGGCGUGAUGGGCCCUACAACCACUCCAGGACAAGGGACUACUCCAGCAGAACAUGCCAGUACUCCUCCGUCUAAGCCCCGGGCUCAGACAUUACCCACUGGGUUUGAACAAUCUACUCUGCCCCCUGGUGACCUUGUACCGCCAUUACCAGGACCUCACCAAUCGCAGCAAUCCAAAGAUGAUUUGGAUGCCCAGUUGAAAAGAGCUCUCAGCCCAGAGACUGUUCAGUCGGCCCAGAGUCCGUCUGCAGGCUUCACUGCCGGACGCUUCCAAGUGACCAUUGCUGCAGACUCUUCCAUCAGUGUUCCAGAAGCGUCCGGUCGCAUCUCGUCCUCCUCCCUCACCCCGUCGUCCACUUCCUCCCAGAAUUCUUCCUCCUCAUCUUCAUCACCAUCAAGCCCAGAGAACACCCUCCACCGCUCGUCCACGCUUUCAAAAGUCGUGACUCAGCCCGAAAGUUCAAACCUAAGCUCCGCUGUAUCCGUCAGUCAGCCCACCACCAUCGGACGCUUCCAAGUAUCGACCAGCACCACGGCGGAGAGUGUCACAGGGGCUCAGGCAGGAGUCGCACCAGUCGCAGCCCCACAGGAAGACUCCAGUCCGUCCCACAGCUCCAGCACACAGAACGGUCCAUCGUACACAUGUCAAAGCAGCGACAACGAUGACCCGGAGGCUGAAGAUGGGGCUCUGCAGAGGGAAAUAAGUCGCCUCAUGGAAAGACACACGUUGGAAAUACAGGCCUUGCAGACACGUCACAAGGAAGAGCUCAAUUCUCUGUACACCAGAAUGAGGAAACCUCCUCCCGCCUCCUUUUCUCCGGCCGCCACAGCAUCAGGAGGUCGGCGGCGUCUCAAAAGCAAAAAUCACAAGUCCCGCCUGAGUGGUCAGCCAGCUCACUCCCUCCUGGCGGCGAACCAGGACGAUUCCGACUCUUCUCCCAACCAAAGUUCUACCCUGGACACAUCUCCAGCUGAUGGCCGGCCGUUGCAAGGGCUCAGAAACUCUCCAUCCUUGCCCAGUCUGAGCAGCAGCUCCGCAGGUGCCAGCAGCAAAGGUACCACCGCUCGCGCUGACCAGAACAACUCCCAGGCGACACCUUCCUGCUCCCAGACGCAGAAAGCCACUGGGACUUUCACCGAUAAGGACCACCAGCUUGUGGACAACUGGGUCAGAGACAUCUCCCAAUGCAAGAGAGGAUCCAAGAGUGGGGCACAGACGGCAGUAGGACAUGAGAUGGUGCCUCCUGCCAACUUGGGCCGGAAGUACUCGGCUCCUGGCUACUUGUGCCCGACCCACCCUCCUCAGCCCACCUCCAGCUCCACCACUCACCUUGCCAAUCCUGCCAACCCCUCCGUCCUCCUGGGGCCUCGAAAAGGUUCUCUGGGCCCAGUGUCCCAGGGUUUCGGGUAUGCCUCUGCACCAUACAGUGCUCCGCAGUGGGCCGGACCCACGGGCACGUGCCAGGUCAGCAUGCUCGGCCCAGCCCAGCCACAAACACAGUACCAGCCGCCUCCCACCGCCCCGGUCACCCUGCAUCAAGGCUACCACCUCGGAGCCACGGAGGAUUCCCAGAAGUCCGGCACCUCGGGAGCGUCCAGCCAGCGGUCCACGUAGCCCAGAUCCUCAUGGAGACUGAAGCUAGAGAUAGCGGGCUGAAUGAGACGCCGCCGGGUCUCUUUGUGUGGUGAUUAUAUGGCUUUUAAUUAUUUUUUUUUUAUUUCUACGGUGGCAAUUUUUUGGCAUGGUUGAACCGGUUCAGGACCUGUGAGGCGGGAAAAAAAAAGAAAUCUGUCCAGCAAUUGGCGGGAGAGUGCAAUACACGUCCGCAGCAGGAGAGUGUGAGGUUAGCCUUCCAUCAGCUGUGGAGCUAAGCUGUGAUCCGCUGGCCACUGCUGCCCUGGGACGCAACUGUCCCAGCGGCGCCGUCGCCAGCAGCCAAAGAUGUCUUUCCCAGGACGGAUGUCAGAAUCUCUUCAUUCCUCUGUCAUUGCUGAGCUGGAACCGGUUCCUUAGCUGCCCACUAAACCAGAACACACACAAAAGUAACUGGGGAUGGGAAUGCGUAAGGUGAUAGGAGGAUGAUGCGGAAGUGAGAAGAGGAGGGCGAGACAGGUGUGGUGAGACGGGAGAGGGAAGUAGGUGUGACGCCAGAAGAUCCCAGUUGCUUUGACAUUAUCACAAAUGCAAUAUUGACCCGAGGAGAAAUUCUAACUGUGGCCUUAAUCCCCCCUCCCCCCAACGUGUUGAAACCGUCGUGUAAAUAGACAUUUAUCAUAUUUAUGUGAAUUCAAUUCCCGACCCAAACCGAUCUCUUUCACUGGAGGGGUCCUGGUGUUGACCACCACGAGGAGAGAGAGUGCUGCUGUAAAUCACAAUCGGAGGUGUCUGCAGGGUGAUUUAUUAUUUUUUCUAUUACAGAAGAAUCUCAAAUCUGUCGCCGAACCGCUUGACCCGUUCUGGUUAGAGCAGGACAAACUAUUGGGUCGGUGAGUGCUCGGAUGUCUGGACACGACCAAUCCGUCACCUUUCACAAUGGUCCGGGAUUCUUUCUUUCAGUGGUCUUUUUUUUUUUUUUUUGUAUUCGUCUAUUUAAUAAGCGAUCGUUCUUUAUGGACCUGUAUUCAGCCAUCAGAUUUUGAUGUUGUUUCACUGUAAUUAUUAUUAAAGGUUGUUAAACAACAAGUAGUUAAUGGAUUACAAGAAGUGCAAUUGCAGGGUUGUUAUCGGCUCCCCACUCGUGGCGGCAGGAGUUUUUCCUGCCACCGAUUCGGCUCCUCUGUGACCGCCCUGCCCCCCCCAACCGACCCCCUUCCUUACACCCCAUUUUUUCUAUUUUAUUGUAUAUAGAUAUAUAUGUUACUGUGAGGUAAACGCUUUCACGUGAUGCACAGUCACUAGAGUCCGCUUGUGGUAUUCUGCUCUUGCACACGCACUCGAACCUGUAAACAUGAGGAACACUUUAGUGCCUUGCAUCCUCACUAAUGGUUCCGUGUUCCGGUGUCAUCUGGUCCUGUCGCUGUAACGUGGCUGGUCAGAAGGGGGGGCCGCUGCCACAUCAAGCACAGUGAAAUGUACCGUUUAAUUUCCCGGUUUGCUCAUGUCGUCUGCUUUUUUUGUUGUUGUUUUGGUUUGGGCUGGUAUUUUUGUUUUUGUGGAUUGAAACUCAUAGAAGCACUUGAUCGGGCGUCAGCACUUCACACGGGUCCACGCUGCCAGUGUUUUUCUCGUCUGCUCGUAGUCUGGAUGAUUAGCUAAACUUCUCUAGAGAAAAAUAAGUUACUGCAAUGCAGAAUAUGCAAUGUUUAGAGUUUUAUAGGGACAGAGGGUUCGUAAAACAUUUGCAUGCCGACGAGGGUUGUUCCUGCUCAAUGUUUUUGAUAUUGGGAGACGUUCUCUUUCUUUAUGUCGACUGCCUUUCUUGUGUCACCACAAAGCAGGUUCUGUGUUUAUUCGCCAUUCACACACCACACAGGCACAACUCCAAUAUCCAGAUACGACCUCUGCAUGUCCCCCCGCUGUCGAAUCUUCCAAAUCCACAUGGGUCACUGUACAGCACAAACCAGAGCGCAGAUGUUCCGCCGCUACUUUUGUGAAUAUCAGAGCAGAUCCAGGCUCCUGACACUUAUUAACCCCGGCUCUCAUUUACGACUUCCUGUGAUUCAGUGUCUGUUUGUGUAUGUUUUUCACAUUGUACAAAUUGUAAAAACAAAUAAAAAUAU